AUGUUGCAGUGCAGCCAAGUGGCGCUCAGGGCCCCCAUAAGGGCGCCCAACGCCAUAACAGUAGCAAAAUCACUUCGAAUUGGACCUUGGAGACCCUACCCUCAACUUCUAAAGACCUCUAGGACCCUCCAGAACUUGAGAAAAUUUAGAGAACCCUACUGUCCCUCAAUUUACCAAAUCUUAAGGAGAAUUGGACCAGUUGCGUACGAGUUGUCCUUGCCUCCUCAACUGUCCAAUCUUCAUCCAGUCUUCCACGUUUCUCAACUCCAGAAGUAUAUAAUCGACCCUUCUCAUAUACUGAACGUCCAUCUUCGUCAAGACCGAACGCUGGAGAUGCAACCUAUUCGUGUUGAAGACAGCCGCACCAAGUAUUACAAGGGGAAAGCCAUCAGAUUAGUGAGAGUGGUGUGGGAUGAGAAGACGGGCGACUCCACGUGGGAAGUGGAAGAUGCCAUGAGGGACUUGUAUCCUCACCUGUUUUUGGGUAAGUCUUAA
This is a messenger RNA of Vigna angularis (adzuki bean), 495 nucleotides long. RefSeq lists its product as uncharacterized. Bases 1 to 495 code for a protein of 164 amino acids. The transcript has a single exon. Lineage: Eukaryota; Viridiplantae; Streptophyta; Magnoliopsida; Fabales; Fabaceae. The record is from RefSeq and is a predicted model, not a curated record.